Messenger RNA from Helobdella robusta, 1659 nucleotides. RefSeq lists its product as hypothetical. The transcript is spliced from 4 exons. NCBI's taxonomy places the organism in Eukaryota, Metazoa, Annelida, Clitellata, Rhynchobdellida, Glossiphoniidae. The record is from RefSeq and is a predicted model, not a curated record. Bases 1 to 1659 code for a protein of 552 amino acids. Gene Ontology annotation, molecular function: ligand-gated sodium channel activity. Gene Ontology annotation, cellular component: membrane. Gene Ontology annotation, biological process: sodium ion transmembrane transport.
AUGAUAAAUGCCUUGAAAUUAGAAAUUCAGAAAUAUGGAGAAAAUACUUCCAUAAGGGGUUUAUCUAAACUGUUCAAGUCAAAUGAUAAAUUUUUAAAGUUGCUCUGGUUGAUUUUAUUGCUGGGGUCUUCAACAUACAUGACUAUGAGACUGGACAAGCUGUUUUCCGAUUACUACUCCUACCCUGUUACCACAGAGUACGGAGAAAACAUUGGACAGAAUAUUUUGUUUCCGGACAUCACGUUAUGCAACAUUGAUCCAUUCGCUACAAGUCAAUCAAAAGAAUUUUCUCUUGACAAUUAUUUAGCAGCAUUAAAUUCAAUUCAAGAUCGUUUUUAUGAAUAUAUUAAAAAGACUGGACUGAUUUAUAUAUUCGACGCAAACUCUGCUGCAUAUAUAAACAACACGUUCAACGAAAUGAAUUCAGUAACUGGUUACAUAAUAAAUUUGAAUAAAGAAAUGCUGAAGUCCAACGACUGCCCAAACUUCAUCGUCGAUUGCAGUUUUUUUGCAACAAAUUGGUUUAAAACCAAAGAAACUUGUUCCAUUUUCAAUUUCACGAAACGAUGGAAUGUAAAUUAUCAUACUUGUUACACGCUUAAAAGUGGCGACUUGAACUUUUCUCAUUCAAAUAUAAUUAGGGGUUUAGAUGUAUUACUGAAUGUUGGACCACCAAAUUUUAUUCAAAUACCAUUUAAAUCGGCGUUAACAAGCUCUCAAGCGAGAGGAGUGCAAGUGAGUGUGCACAGUCCUGGAACCCCUCCCGAUCUCAAACGGGGAUUCAACGUGGCUCCGGGCACCGAAAACAUCGUGGAAAUUGUUCAAACGGAAAGAAAUCGCUUGAAAACUCCUUACAACAAAUUGGGCUGUACGCGCAAGAGUCACUUUUACAACUCUUCUGACAAGUAUACUCACGAUUUGUGCACUGAAUACUGCCAACAAGAAUAUACCAAAAAUGUUUUCGGCUGUAUUACGCACCAGUUAACUGUACCAGAGAAUGAAUUUGAUAACAUACCAUUUUGCGGAAACUUCUGCUACUAUUUCGAUAUGAAUAUAAACGUUUCAGCCAUCGAACUAAUUAAAAACACAGUUCUAAAACUAACGAACAGCUUGAUUGUGAAUAAAGAUUUUCGUGGAAUGGGCUCAAAUGCAACGAAAACUGUAAAUUGUGUAAACAACUGUCUGAUGCCUUGUCAUGAAAUGUCAUAUCAAUCUUUCCUCACGUCAGCAAGUUGGCCACAAUCUUCUGUGCAGCUUGAUCUCUUUGAAAAAUUUUUUAUUAAUCGUGGGUGCAUGUAUAACCCUAGAGUAAGAGCAAGAUACGUGAAUUACUACGAACAAAUCCUGGCUAACAAACGCGACAGAACAUCUCUUCUAAACUUAACCGUAAUGCCUGAAUCCCUUCUCAAAAUCAAAUUUGUGAUGAAACAAAACUUUCCUUACUUUCAAACGGACAAACCUGUAUACACAGAUGACAUGAUGAUUGGAGCAGUGGGAGGAAUGUUGUCCCUCUGGUUGGGCAUCACCGUGGCAAGUGGAGUGGAGGUCAUAGAGCUGGUCUACUUGCUGUUCAAGCGUUGCUGGGAGCAUAAGAAAUUAAACACAUACAAAUUUUACAUGAACACUGUUGUUGAUAACAAAACUGGUUCGCUAAAUUAG